AUGUUGGGAACACCUGAGAUUAGCAAUGACGCAGAUGAGGAUCGAAGCAAGCUGCGCUUCCUAUCGUUGCUCCGUCGCACUAACGAACUUCGCUCCAAGUCCAUAAUGAAAGCUGGGAUGGCGUCCCAUACUCGCAAAUUGUUGCACUUUCAGCGUUCACCAGAUACUUUGGGAAACAAGGACGAUGAAAUUUACUUAAUCGGAUUCCUAGUUGGUUAUUUGGAGGGUGAAGCAGGAUAUAAAAUCUAUUUUCCCACGAUGCGUGUCGUGCAGCACGUUAUGCAUGCAUUUCUCAAAGAAGAUAUCGUCUAUGGUGAUCCGUAUAGUGACGGAUACGACACGUUGCUCUCAGAAUGGUUGUCCAAACAAAGUGAUUCAUGUAGUGAUGACGACAACGAGAAAGAAUCAAUUCACAUGGAAGACGAAGAAGACGAAUCAAUAAUCAGUCAAGAAGAAUCAAUGCACAGUCAAGACGAAGUAAUGCUCAGUGGAAACGAAUUGGAAGACGAAUCGAUUCCAAAGUGA
This is a messenger RNA of Peronospora belbahrii, 525 nucleotides long. Lineage: Eukaryota; Oomycota; Peronosporomycetes; Peronosporales; Peronosporaceae. The record is from the annotation of a GenBank genome assembly.